CCGGAAGUAUGACGUAACAUUGUUUUGGACGAGCGAGGAGACGACAGGAAAAAUGCAGGAAAGCGUUGAGAAUUGUAAGCUGAUAUUUGAGAAGGAAGGGGUUUACCUCCACACGAAUGCCAAGAGGAGCAACCAAGAAACCACCAUCCCCGGCUUCAUCCGUAUUGUCGAGCGGGGUGGGGUGCCGGCUUUAGAGUGGAGUCCACUGGAGGACGAGGGCCGCUGCGCUCCUGCCGUCCUCUACACCAAAAAGGAUGGUGAAGGAGAGGAGGAUGAUACAAGGUUUGACCCUGGAUAUGAACCCGACUGGGCAAUUAUCAGCACUGUGAAGAAAGAUCGUGAGCCAGUCCCGGUGAAGGAUUCAGGUCAGUGGGCCUUCUCGCUGCCUCUGUCCGAGCUGUACUCUCUUCGUAGGGCCCGCUUCUCCUUAGGUCGAAACUUUCUAGUGCUGACCAGCAGAGGCGGCCACCCGCUCCCGCCCCUUCACUUCCACAGAGGAGGAACCAGGGAGCUGCUCCGAGCUCUCAACCAUUACAUCGUCCUGGACCCAUCUCCGGUCGAUGGACGUCUUUUCCUCGCCUUCCCACAAGACUCCAAUAAUCUCUCUCAGUCCUUCGACAAGCUGCAGCUCUUUGACGAUGGAGGCUCAGACCUUGUCUCGAAGUUUAUCCAUGACCCGUAUGCCACAACAUUCGGUGGCUUCUCCAAAGUCACUAAUUUCUUCAGAGAAGCCCUUCGACCUCCAGAGUCCCCCAUCCACUCACGGGUCUCUCAGGAUCCAAAUCUCCCCCCACAGCCCGAUGAUGAGCCUGGAUUUGAACUCAUCACCUGUGGUAUGGAACUUGGUCCCAGACCAAAAGUAACAAGAGGACGACCUCUGGAUCGGUGGGAGGAGUUUUUGGACUCCGAGGGACGAGUGCAGAAUCCAGAGAAGAUCAAAGAACUCGUGUUCAGAGGGGGCAUCACACCAACACUAAGGAAAGACAUUUGGAAGUUCCUCCUGGGGUUUUAUCCGUGGAACAGCACCAGAAAGGAAAGAGAAGACAUUCUUCGCUUCAAAACGGAUGAGUAUUUCAGGAUGAAGGUGCAGUGGAAGUCGGUCAGCGAGGAGCAGGAGAUGAGGAACACUCUCCUCAGAGGAUACAGGAACCUGAUCGAGAGGGACGUCAACAGGACGGACAGACACAACACGUUCUUCUCCGGGAACGACAACCCGGGGCUGACUCUGCUCCACGACGUGCUGAUGACUUACUGCAUGUACAACUUUGAUCUCGGUUACGUCCAGGGAAUGAGCGACCUCCUUUCUCCCAUCCUGUUCGUCACCCAGAACGAGGUGGAAUCCUUCUGGUGUCUGACGGGCUUCAUGGAGCUGGUGCAUCAGAACUUUGAAGAGUCCCAGGAGGCGAUGAAGACCCAGCUCCUCCAACUCACCAUCCUGCUGAAGGCUCUGGACCCGGAUCUGUGGGACUUCCUGGACUCACAGGACAGCGGCUCGCUCUGCUUCUGUUUCCGCUGGCUGCUCAUCUGGUUUAAAAGAGAGUUUUCCUUUGAAGACAUCCUCAUCUUGUGGGAGGUCCUCUGGAGCCGUCUCCCUUGUGACAACUUCCACCUGGUGAUAGCCUGUUCCAUCCUCCAGUCCCAGCGAGGAGAGCUGAUCGGCUCCGACCACGACCUCAACACUAUUUUAAAGCACAUCAAUGAGUUGACCAUGAAGCUCGACCUGCAGAGUAUUCUGCACGACGCCGAGGCCAUCUACCUACAGCUGGUGCAGUGCAAGGAGCUUCCUCUCAAAGUGCAGCAGGUUCUGGGCCUGUACGUCCCGUCCAGCUCGGAGGAGAGCAGUCCAGACUCCCGGAGCAGCGAGACGCAGCGGCUGCUCAGCCAACCGCAGGCGGGAGCCGCUGCCUCUGACGCGCAUCACGCACCCUGUCCUUAAGACUGUCUCAUCUGAAGUGGUGCUUAUGAAGACACGUGUGGACGACAUUUAAAUAUGAAGUGAAAAGAAGGAAUAAACUGUAUGUGAUAAAGGCUGUUGUUGCUGCUUAUCAACGACAGAGGGCAGUAUUGAGGCUCUUUAAAGCAGUUCCCUCUUGCUCCUGGAGAUUUAAACACUUGUACUUGCAGUGCUGUUUUUUUUGUGUGUAUCCUCGUUUUUCUUGACAGCUUUUCCUUUUUUAUGUGUUCUGAGUGUCUAUGCCAUUCUUUCUCCUCUCCAUUCUAUCUCUGUUGCUGCUAAUUUACAAUUAAUUCACCUCUGUGUCGUUUGUCGCCGUCAUCAUGUCCAGCGCGUUUUAUUUCCUCUCGACUGUAACUGCAAAGGGAAGAAGUUGAAGAUUAACUCAGUGGCAGCAGUUCAUUGGAGCUACGUGAUGCCAUUCCAGCCCUAUGCAAAGUUUUUGCAUGCCUUAUAGUGUUCACACGCUGCGUGGAUAGCUGUUCUUUUAUGCAUUAUAUGAAAAGCAUUUUCAUCCAAGAAUUAUGACCGAAUAAAUGUUUAAAUCUUUACCAAA
Molecule: messenger RNA, 2510 nt
Organism: Cololabis saira (Pacific saury)
Lineage: Eukaryota; Metazoa; Chordata; Actinopteri; Beloniformes; Belonidae
Gene: tbc1d17
Product: TBC1 domain family, member 17
Exons: 17
Coding region: 53-1936 (627 amino acids)
Biological process (GO): activation of GTPase activity
Molecular function (GO): GTPase activator activity
Source: RefSeq, a predicted model, not a curated record